Messenger RNA from Scylla paramamosain (green mud crab), 3674 nucleotides. It is a transcript of the gene Scgalpha, whose product is annotated as alpha-sarcoglycan-like. Gene Ontology annotation, molecular function: calcium ion binding. Gene Ontology annotation, cellular component: membrane; sarcoglycan complex. Lineage: Eukaryota; Metazoa; Arthropoda; Malacostraca; Decapoda; Portunidae. The record is from RefSeq and is a predicted model, not a curated record. The transcript has 12 exons. The coding region runs from base 139 to 1437 and encodes 432 amino acids.
UACAAAAAUGUUAAUAAUAUAAGGAGUAGAGUUCUCUUCCUAGAUUUUGUGAGGGACAAUCGCAAGGCACAGCUGACAAGAGACUAGACGUGUAAUAACGCGGUUACUCCUCUAGCAGGAUGUAUUGAAGAACAGAACAUGAAAAAGGCAGCAGCAAUGAUGCUGGUAGUGGUGGUGGUGCUGGCUGCUGUCUCCACCACGCAGGCCCUGACCACCGAGGCACAGUCCUCCCAGCUGUUCAUUCUUCCUCUAACACACCAUAACUUUAGCUUCGAAUCUGCAGGAGUGUCCUACAUGCCUAGCCUUCUGAACAUGCCUGAUCUGCCCAGCUGGCUUCACUACUCCUACUCCCCAGCUGUUUUCACUGGCUUCAUCUAUGGUGUGCCACCCGAGGGCCUGCAAGACUUCCAGGUGGAGGUGGUGGCACGGGACACUCACACAUAUGAGACAGCUCACCGAGUGUUCAGGGUGGAUGUCCAGCAGCAGCCCCGGAAGCCAUUUGAGGUGGGCUUCAAAAUCAAGAACAUGAAUGUGGAUGAGCUGCUGGUGGGCCACCGCUGGGACCGCCUCUACAAUGUGAUUCACAAUGACCUGUGGAACAAGAGUGCGCAUGACCUCACUGUGACCUACUUGGCCUCAGCAACCCAGCAUGGUGAUCGCCUUCCAGCCAGUCCUGAUGUGAAGGAAGGGGUGUAUGUCACCUAUGGAAGCUCAAUGCCCUUCUCUGCAGCCCUGCUGGAGCUGGAGAAGGAAGUGAAGCCUCUUUGGGACCAUCACCCAUGCCCUUCCUACUUCAAGAAGGCUUCAUAUGAGAGAUUCUUCCGCCAGCACAAUUUUGCCGUUGACUGGUGCAGCUUCAGACUGUAUAACAACUCCCUGCAGUCCGAGAGAAUGAGACAGAACAUGAUUGUGGAGGAGGAGGAUCUCAGGUCUCCAGUGAUCUCAGCCUUGGAGAAUGAAGGGCGUAUCCACCUGAUGCGGAGAGAUGAGGUGGAAAAGCGUUCUUAUACCUUUGACGUGGUGCACACCAUCCUUGUCCCCUUGGUGGUGAUGGUGGUGCUGCUGGGACUUCUCACCCUGGCCAUGUGCUGCCACCGAACCAACAUGGAUCAAAGCUCCAGUGACUUUUUCGACGAACUAUUUGAUGAUUUUCCGCGGAUCCCAAAAGGCCAGGACAUCCAGAUGGUGCAGUACGCCAGCUUCCACCGCGCCACUGAGGCUUUGAGGUCUCUUAAGGGGCGGGAGCACUCCCCUCAUCCCUCCACAGCCACGACCACUACCCAGGUGGACACUCUUACCCGCUCCCGCACUGCCAGUCCUUCUUCCACCCUUCCCAGGAACUCCACUCUUGGGAGCCGUCGUUUUGAGGACUAUGCUACACUGAGCCGACCAGACCCUCCUCCUUACCAGCGCAAUGGUAUGACACCAACUCGCUAAAGAACACACCUGCAACACCUGAGCCACAGCAGAACCAGGUGCAUGUAGGUGUUAGCACAUGCUGAGUUUAAUGUAGUUAGUUGGAAUCCAGGUAAUACUAACAUAUCAUUUUGCCAAGCGUAGCUAUGAAGCAUUUAUCAGGAGCUGCUUUGUCAACUGGUCUUUUGCAGUCUCCAUAUUUUCUUAUGUUCUUGUAGGAGUGGUUAUGUAAAGUAGAACUAACCAUUGUACAGGUUAUCCAAGUAGAUUAUCAUAGUCUAGUGAUAUGAAUAUGUAUUUUAUAUUAUUUUCAAGAUGACUUCAUGGAGGAUAAUGAAUCUAGUCCUAUGAUAAUGAUAAUGCAGUAGGGUUGUGAAUUAUGAAGUGCUUACCAUGUUAUAAGUUUAGAUAUUUAUUUACCUCUUAAGAUAUGACAAUUUCUAGUCAAGAAGAUAUAGGAGCAGCUUUGCUAUUUGAUUUGGAUGAUCGAAGUAUAGUAUUAUGUUGUAAAUGACGAGUAUUAUUAUGUGCUAGACAGGCGAGGUUGCAUAGCUCUUUGAUAAAGCUUUUAUUUUUAAGUAAGAAGAGCUUUGACUAAAGGCAACAAAAAAAAAGCCAAAAAGAAAAGCCCAGCAAAGGUGCCAUUUCCCAAAGACAACAGUCCAAAAGAAGAUCCAAUGUUAGGUGAAGAACCAUCUUGAAACAGUAAUGCUGUGUUAGAAUUAAGAGGGCACUGCUCCUCUGGCCAAAGCAGUUGCUGUGUGUAGGGAUCAAACUUGCAACCUUUCAGCUUUCAACUUACCACUUAGCCACCCAGGCCCUUUGUUAUCAUCUAGUCAUACCCAGACAUCUGUGUUGUGUUAUAAGUUGUUGUCAGCACACCUUAUAACUGUUGCUUUGAGGAUGUUUUUAAAAGUGUGUCAUGGAAACUCUAUUUGAUCUGCGGUACAUGUGACAUUGAAAAUGUUUCAUUAUCAUCACCAUUCUGAUUAACAUCCAUCAAUAAAUCUUUCUUGUGAGAAGGGCCUGUCUGCACGGAAUCUUAAAUUGUAGAGGAGGGUGUAAACGCACAGUAAAAGAAUGCUGCCAACAGUGUGCAUCUAAACCUUCCUCUACAAAUCUUUUGUGUUAAAUGGUCACUAAUUAUAGCUGACUUCAAGUUUUAUCACUACUUAUAUUUUCCCACAUGGAGCUGAAUGCCUCAUGAGUCUUUUGCUUAUUGAGGUGAUAGACCAUCUUUUCCUAUUCAUCCUUCUCAUGCCUUCCUCCACAUACUACUAUCAUCAAGUCUUUUUCAGUCUAAAGCUGCCAGUUGUUUUGUCCCAGCAGGAAUUAUUUGUGCUUAUUUUUGUACAUUUUAUUUUCUGUAUGUUUAUGGUAGAUAAUCUCUUCCUUGAUGUUCUUCCUUCUCAUGCCUUCCUCCACACACCAUUUCCAAGUCUUCACUCUAAAUCUUCUGGUUCUUUUGUCCCAUCAGGAAUUAUUUGUGUUAGAUACAUAUGUCACUCUUCUGCCAAACAUAUUUAUUGUCUCAACAUGGGUUAUUUUGAAAGAUACCUGUGUGGUUUUGUGAGGAAUAAGUUAAAAUACAGAGGAUUAACAGUAACAAGGCAACAGUACAAUUCUUGCACCCUAACAGCUUUGGUUACUACAUAUGCAGAUGAAAAUAUUCAUCAUCAGCACAAAUGAAGCUUUAAUACUCUCUUAGAUGUAAUGUUGCAUAGUAUGUUACCUUACAGCUUACCUACAAAACAGUCAUGUAAAGUAAGCUUGUCUUUGUUGUUUUAUUGACUUGAUUGGUCGACUUAAGUUAUAUCAUAUCGGUUUAUUGAUAUCAGUAAGUAAUACUGUAUACCUUUUAUCAGAGUUAUCAAAGUUACUCUUAGUGUUUUAAUAUAAUCUGUCAACUGGUUUAUUUUUACGACAAAUUUGUGUCUUGCAGAGAUGCAUAAAGCAGUGUUAUUUAUCCAAUGCCUCUGUAUGCUUUAAUGCAAUGGCUUCAUUUCCAAAACCAUUAACUUCCCUUAGAUUGGUCUUAUAGUGAGGUAUAUUGAAAUAUCUGCAAAACUUUCUUUAAAUCAGCAUAACUUUUCUACGGAAAUUUUCUAAGUCAUAUCAGUGCAGUGUUGAGUGUGUUAGUGGCACUCUGAGUUAUGCUGUAUUAAGUGUAAGGAGUGUAAAGUUAUUGGCAUUAUCUAGUCAGUCUAAAUAAUUUCAUGUAUUCUUGUGGACUCAAUACAACUCUGGAAAUUUUAAUA